GGUUAGCUUGCGUUGUCCUCACGCAUUGAUGACUGCGGACCUGGCUCAGGCUUUUGACUGACAGGCCUUUUCGUAACUUAAUUAGUUCCUGGAUAUAUUUUGUGCGGAGAUAUCUUUUGUUGUGAAGUUACAUAGUUUGGAGAAAAGGGACAGGUUUUUGGCAGCAAAGUCCAAAAAAAGAUUACUUGAAAGAAUGGGAGGAAGUGGACUUAGAUCGUACCUCUCCUAAGCGAAGAGAGCUCCUGUUUUCAGGUUUUGAAAAGGCAUUUUGCUAGGCUGUUUGAUUAAAAAAAAAAAAAAAAUGAAUAGAGUCAGACUCUGCUCAGACCUUACGUUAUGGUCCAUACAGAGUAUUAUCACUCUAGGAAAUGGUGAGGAGAUGCUGGUAUACGUGAGGAAGGAGGAGGCUUGACCUAUACUCAUCCUUAAAUGCUCGUUAGUGAUGUGUGGCCAUUCCAUACCAUUUAGUCAAGGCUCAAUCUGUCUUAACAGCUGUGUACAGGAAGGGUGUGGUUUGAUAAAGCAAACAGUCCAAGAGAGAAUAGAGGGCCUCAGAAUCAGUCUUUGGUGUGCACUCUUAGAUUCAGCAAAAUCCAAAAUUAAGCAAAAUAUAACAUGCUUUCUAUUUUUUAUUUUAUUUUUUGUAUGUAAUGGUGCCAGAUUGUCAUUGACUAUGCAAAGAAGUUCACAACAGUUUGGAGAAGUCAUUCAGGUUUAAGCUUUAGCCAUUAAAAUUUAAUAUAAAUCAUGUGUUCUCCCAUUUUUAACCGUUUCAGAUUCCUUUAAGCCAAUAGAAUACUAGACUCCCCCACCCUCUCUCUUUGCAAGUGAGCAAAAUCUAGAGAAGUUGGAGUAAGCUCCCUGUAGCAGAGAGGAGGUCCUGAAAAUGACCUGCUUAGAAUACUAGUUUCUCUUAAGGAAGGACGCUUGGAUCUCCAGUUCAGCUUUAGAAUGGCAUCGGUCUCAGCUCUAACAGAGGAACUGGAAUCUGUAACCAAUGAGCUCCAUGCAAUUGACAUCCAGAUUCAAGAACUUACAGAGAGGCAGCAAGAGCUCCUUCAGAAAAAGUCAGUCCUGACAAAGAAGAUCAAGCAGUGCUUAGAGGAGGACUCUGACGCCGAGGCGAAUAGCGACCGUGACUCCUCACCAGCUGCGUGGAGCAAAGAAGAUUUCCUGUGGUCUGGAAAGGUUAAAGAUGUACUGCGAAAUGUUUUUAAACUGCAGAAGUUCAGACCCCUGCAGCUCGAAACCGUCAAUGUCACCAUGGCUAGAAAGGACAUCUUUCUCGUCAUGCCCACAGGAGGUGGGAAGAGCUUGUGCUACCAGCUGCCAGCACUGUGCUCAGAUGGUUUUACACUUGUGAUUUGCCCACUCAUCUCUCUUAUGGAAGAUCAACUGAUGGUUUUAAAACAGUUGGGAAUUUCAGCUACUAUGUUGAAUGCUUCUAGCUCUAAGGAGCAUGUGAAAUGGGUUCAUGCUGAAAUGGUGAAUAAAAACUCCCAGUUAAAGCUGAUUUAUGUGACUCCAGAAAAAAUUGCAAAAAGCAAGAUGUUCAUGUCAAGGCUAGAGAAAGCCUAUGAAGCUGGGAGACUGACUCGAAUUGCAGUGGAUGAAGUGCAUUGUUGCAGUCAGUGGGGACAUGAUUUCAGGCCUGAUUAUAAGGCACUCGGCAUCUUGAAGCGCCAGUUUCCCAACACCUCGCUGAUUGGGCUGACUGCAACGGCAACUAAUCAUGUUUUGAAGGAUGCACAGAAAAUCCUGUGUGUGGAAAAAUGUUUGACUUUUACAGCAUCUUUCAACCGACCAAAUCUUUAUUAUGAGGUUCGGCAAAAGCCCUCAAACACUGAAGACUUUAUUGAGGACAUUGUAAAGCUCAUUAAUGGACGGUACAAAGGGCAAUCAGGAAUCAUAUACUGUUUUUCUCAGAAAGACUCUGAACAAGUUACCAUUAGUUUACAAAAACUGGGAAUUCAUGCAGGCACUUACCAUGCCAAUAUGGAACCAGAAGAUAAGACCAAGGUUCAUACACGGUGGUCAGCCAAUGAGCUUCAGGUGGUAGUGGCUACAGUUGCAUUUGGCAUGGGAAUUGAUAAACCAGAUGUGAGGUUUGUAAUCCAUCAUUCAAUGAGCAAAUCCAUGGAGAAUUACUACCAAGAGAGUGGGCGUGCCGGUCGCGAUGACUCAAGAGCAGAUUGUAUUCUGUAUUACGGCUUUGGAGACAUAUUCAGGAUCAGCUCGAUGGUGGUCAUGGAGAAUGUAGGACAGCAGAAGCUGUAUGAGAUGGUGUCAUACUGCCAGAAUAUAAGCAAGUGUCGUCGUGUGCUGAUAGCACAGCAUUUCGAUGAAGUGUGGAAUGCAGAUGCCUGUAACAAAAUGUGUGACAACUGCUGUAAACACACUUUGUUUGAGAAAAAGAAUAUAACAGAGCACUGCAGAGACCUGGUCAAGAUUCUGAAGCAGGCAGAGGCACUGAAUGAAAAACUCACUCCACUGAAGCUGAUUGAUUCUUGGAUGGGAAAAGGAGCAGCCAAGUUGAGAGUGGCUGGCGUUGUCACCCCGGCCCUUCCCCGAGAAGACCUGGAGAAAAUCAUCGCACAUGCUCUCCUGCAGCAGUAUCUCAAAGAAGACUACAGUUUCACAGCUUAUGCUACCAUCUCAUAUCUGAAAGUUGGACCCAGAGCUAGUCUUCUCAGCAGCGAAGCCCAUGCUGUCACUAUGCAAAUGAAGAAGUCCACACAGAGUGGCAUCAGGGCUUCAUCAUCUGAAGCUUGUCAGUUGGAACAUGCAGAUGAGAAAGAGGAAGAAAAAAGUUCAGGUAACUUCCAGAAGUCUACAAACAGGCUUCAGCUAUCUGGCUCCAAGAACACAGGAGCUAAGAAAAGAAAACUUGAUGAUGCCUGAGUGUUACCUGAUCUUGGACAAAAUAACUGUUUAUGUAUAUUUAUCAUUUUUAUAGUUAAUCAACUGUUUAAUUUUUGAAACAAUUUUGUAUUUUAUACAUAUAAAGCUAUAUUUUCAGAGCUUAUCUGAAGAUAUGAGAAUUCAGGACCAUUUGAAAAUUUGAGAUCAGGAAUUAUAUUUUACAGUGUACAAUAAUAAUGAAAAAUAACAUCUUUUAUGCAAAGUUGUCUAAGUGUAAUAUAUCUGAGAUGAAGUCCCUGCAACUGUCAUAACCUCAUUUGCCUUGCUGUGACUAGCUGUUGUUUUUAGAUGUGACUCUCCUUUAAAGCAGUCCUAUGCUGAUACGGUGCACCCCUCCAAGUUGGUGUCGAUUUAAGCUGGGUAAUGUAGAUGAUUUCUGAUCAGAAAAGCUGAUGUUAUAAUUCAGAUAAAAACAGUAAGUCAUCAGUACCAAGUGUAUCAGCAAGAAGAUUCUAUACAUUCUGAGUACAUCAAGACAGUAAGCCUCCUGAAACCCUGGCCUUACUUUGAUGUUUAGGCAAAGAAAGGAUCUGGUAUUCGAGUGUAUUUGUGUGAGUCAGGUUUAUUUCAACUCUGUAUGGAUUGUUCAUGUGCUAAUUAGUCAUUAAACUGAGUUCAUCUUAA
Messenger RNA from Onychomys torridus (southern grasshopper mouse), 3546 nucleotides. RefSeq names its product RecQ like helicase (gene Recql). NCBI's taxonomy places the organism in Eukaryota, Metazoa, Chordata, Mammalia, Rodentia, Cricetidae. Gene Ontology annotation, cellular component: cytoplasm; chromosome. The record is from RefSeq and is a predicted model, not a curated record. Gene Ontology annotation, biological process: double-strand break repair via homologous recombination. The coding region runs from base 952 to 2901 and encodes 649 amino acids. The transcript has 15 exons. Gene Ontology annotation, molecular function: ATP binding; nucleic acid binding; four-way junction helicase activity.